AUGAUUCAGGAGCAAUUGGGGGCGAAACGUGCAAGAUUUGAGCUAAAACGAACAAAAUCCGAAAAGGAGGCCAUUUGGGCCCCACAAGCAGCGCCUGGCGCCACCUGUGGUGUUGAAAACAGUUCAACGAGUCGAAAGCAUAUUGCAAAGAUGCUGAAGAAAAUCCUUCAAUUCUCAAGAAGAUCCAGUUUCAUGCAUGCUGUUGACGAUUGGGACGAAGAUGUGGCCUCAUUGCCUCCUCCAGAAGAUGUCAAGGAAGGCCACUUUGUGGUGCAUGCAAUUGAGGAUGGAAAAAAGAAGAGGUUUAUUGUAGAAUUGGGUUGUUUAGCGGAUCCAAGUUUCGUGAAGCUGUUGGAGCGAGCAGAGGAAGAGUUUGGUUUCGAACAUGAAGGUGUUCUUGCUGUACCUUGCAGGCAUAGUGACUUGGAGAAAAUUCUUGAAAGCAGGAAGAAGAACAAGAAAUGA
Molecule: messenger RNA, 465 nt
Organism: Nicotiana tabacum (common tobacco)
Lineage: Eukaryota; Viridiplantae; Streptophyta; Magnoliopsida; Solanales; Solanaceae
Source: RefSeq, a predicted model, not a curated record